AAUCACACUGUUGCGACGUACUUUGUUCCAGCUACACGUGCGACAUCGUUCUACCACCACAUUAUUUUCCUUAUUGGCACAUAAAAUAUCAAAGACCAAUAUUCGCACCAAGCAAUCUAACCAGUCUCACCAUGGAUCGCAGUUUGGACGAUACGAUUGCAGAGCGUCAAAGACGAGAAAAUCGCGGUGGUCGUAGGGCUCCUCCACCGUCCCGUCGCAGAGACUUCAACUAUCCUCGCGAUGGAGUCAGAAAGUCCACAAGAGAUGACCAAACGAACCUAGACAAUGACUGGGUUCACGAUCGAUAUGAUGACGAACCUGACAGCUAUGCUGGCCAUGAUCGCUCUAAAGAACGCAGAGACCGCCGACGAGACCGAUCGCCCGAGCCCGACCAAAAACCACCACCUCCGGCUAAACUUCGAGUUGACAAUCUGCACUACGACCUGACCGAGGAUGAUAUCUAUGACCUGUUCACGCGCAUAGCCCCCGUCAUAGACGCUCGGCUUCGCUACGACCGAGCUGGACGUUCCGAAGGAGUGGCUUUCGUCACUUACGAACAUGUCGCAGACGCUAGAGCCGCCAUUCGUGACUUUGAUGGCGCCAACGCGAAAGGACAGCCUAUUCGACUCACUCUUCUACCGCUUCCACGACGGGACAAUCCUUUCGAUCGGGUGGAGAAUCCGAAGAGCCUGUUUGACAGAAUCGAAGCCCCGGGAGGUCGAAACCGCAGACGUAGUGAGAGUCCUGUGGGUGAUGUUCAAGAGGACCGAGCAGCUCGCCGCGGAGCCGGGAGAGGAGGACCUAGGGAUCGAAGGAGUGACGUGACAAAGCCAGCUCCCGAGAACAUUGAUCGUUACAUUCCGGGACGUGACAGCAGAAGUUCAAGCCAUCGUGGAGGCCGAAGACCGGGUGAACGACGAGAGCGUGCUGCCAGAGAUGCAGAUGGGCACAAGACGAGCAAUGGUCGACCACGGAAGACAGCUGAAGAACUUGACGCGGAGAUGGACGACUAUUGGACGACGGCCGGCACUGCGCCAGGACAGAAUGGCAGCGGAGAUGCUACAGUUGCACAACCGCAUGGGGAUGACAUUGACAUGAUUGAGUAAACAAAAGACGGAGCUGCCUUUAAAAAUUGUGUUUGUAUAACUCGCGGGAUUCUUUUACUGUUUUACGGGGCAACUUGGAGCCAAAAAAAAAGGAAAAAGCCCAAGAUCGGUUACUGUCAGACUUUGUGCUAGCAGGAGCCCAGCAAAUCCUUUCAAUCGAUCAAUUCAUCUUCCUGCGGUCUUGAGAGCUUUCCAAUCUCACGCGAUCCUCAAGGUAUCUCGUUGUUCAAGUUUAUCAUUGGCAUUCGAUGCUCAGUUGAGCUUGGACAGUACAAAUUGCUCUACAGCAUCUAGGCCUUCAUCUGCACCACUCCCCUCUGCGGUCUUUGGAAACAUGAUAUACCCAUGUGGUGCGCCAGGGAUGAUCUUGACAAGGGCUUCUCCGCCGGCCAUCAGCCAUUUGCUGCUCAUGAACAUCGUGUCAUCCAGUAGACAGUCUUCCGUCCCACAGGUGUACAGUGCCGCCGGAAGUUUACCCUGUAGAGACUCGAGGUCGGCGUAGAGGGGACUGACGGAAGGGUGCAUUUUGUCGGCGUCAGACAUGCCUGGGAGGAAGGCAUCGCGGAACGCUUCCAUCAAAUCUCGAUCGAGCACGAGGACGCGAGGCUUUUGGAAGUGAUAGACCCGAGGCGUCCAUACCAGGGAGUAACAGCCGAAAUGCAGCAAGAGGCCUUUGAAUCGGAAAUCCGCGUAUCGAGGCACGGAAUGUUGCAGCAGGUGCAGCGCGACCAGCA
Exophiala oligosperma is the source of this 1840-nucleotide messenger RNA. RefSeq lists its product as uncharacterized. Lineage: Eukaryota; Fungi; Ascomycota; Eurotiomycetes; Chaetothyriales; Herpotrichiellaceae. Gene Ontology annotation, biological process: mRNA export from nucleus. The coding region runs from base 132 to 1106 and encodes 324 amino acids. Gene Ontology annotation, molecular function: mRNA binding. The transcript is spliced from 7 exons. The record is from RefSeq and is a predicted model, not a curated record. Gene Ontology annotation, cellular component: nucleus.